AUGGCCUCCAAGAAGGAGACUGUGGGGGUCCAGACUUGUCGGGGGCCCAGAGCAGGAGAUGUUCUCUUAAAGGAAGUUUCCAAUUUGGCCCAGAAUCUUUACACAAUGUCCCAUCUUAAAUCUACCUGUAUAUUACGUCUGGUGACAGAAGCUGCCAAGACCUUACUGGACUCUGGGGAGACGUUACCUCCUGCGCUGGUGGCCAAGCUGCUCAAGUUCCAGUUCCUGAACAUCAAACAGAAGGAUCUGCAGAGGAGGGAGGCCGAGAAGAAGCUGCCAGAAGACAAACUGAAACAGAAGGCCACAAAGAGUCCUAAAGCUAAACCUUCCAGUGCAAAGGGUCCUGCAAAAGGAAAAGGGAAAAAAGUUCCAGAUGCGCCACCUCCUAUAAAGAAAGACACCGAUCUCAAACGCAGAGGGGAAGAAGAAGACACCAACAUGUAUAUAGAUGAUGAGCCUGAUGACGGUGCUCAGCACUACAUCAUCGUUCUUGGAGUGUAUCACCCGCAGAUCGUUGCGCUCUUGGCUGAUCUCGGCGUCCGUGUGUCCAGUGUCAUCAGGAUCUCGUCUCAGAUAUAUGGCGGUACGCCGGCUGAUCAGGUGGAGCCCGGCUGCGCUCCAGACGUUCUAGAAGCCGAGAAGCAGAGGAAAGAAACGCUCAGGAAAUCUCUGGAUACAUUCUGGAAAUACCUGGAACCCAUCCUGGACUCCGGGAAGGCGGGAUCACCCCUCAGCCAGGUGGCCAGACUGCAGUACCCGGUGAAAGAAGGCGGCCAACCCGGUGACUGGAGUAACGUGGAGGUGCAGCUGGCGUAUGCCACCGAUGUGUUUGAGAACGUCGCCUGCCUCAUGUACGACUGUCUGGAUUGGCGCAGACAGCACCAGCAUUACCUCCGCAGUAUGGAGGUCCUCCACGUCCCAGAAGCCAAGCAGCAGACCCCAGAGAGGCUCCCACCAUCUCCAGAGACCUCAGCUGCACUCCUGCCAUCAACUCCAAUGGGCAGAAAGAAAGGCCAAGGGGACGAGAUGCAUCCGACGUUCUCACUGCCGCCACCAACCCCCCCAAUCGGGCAGAUGGAGACCCCAGCGGCGGUGGACGUGGACACCAGGUUGUACAGUGAGCUCCUGCGUGACCUCCCUGAAGAGCUGCUCUCGGUCCCUGUCAUACUGCACUGCAUGCUGGAGCAGGUUGCUGCAACUGAGAAGGGUCUGUUACCUCCAAGUGAGAUGGCGGCGGACCCCCGAGCAGACGGCCUGGACCCCGACAUCGCCGAGCACCUGGUGUCGGUCGUGGACUCUCUGUCUCUCUCUCAGAAAGAAAGGAAGAACCUGCAUAAGAUCUUCCUGGUGAAUGACAAAAGAGACAACAGUGCGGGCCCCCAGGGACCCCGUCUGAUCAGUCACCGCGACAAGAUCCGGGAGAGGAGUCACCAGGUGCAGGUACAAGGCAGUGACGGCAAGUGUGAACAGGGUCCUGCCAUCAGUCCAGUCGGUAUAGAGGAGCUGAUGCUGGAGAAGCUUCCCGUCGUCCAGCGUCUCGGUUUUCACCAGUUGCCUCCUGAACUCAACUCCCGGAGACUGGCCCAGAUACACGAGCUCAUGCACUACUGCAACACUGAUUUCCGGUCAUGGGGAGAAAUCACCCGGGCGUUUAAGCUGCUGACCCUGGAGAGCCUGGCCCUCAGUGGGUUUGAUGAGUUCGGAGAGUUGGAGGGUGCGGGGGCGAUGCUGGACGGACGCCUCCCCUGGGACAAUCCGGCCGCGUUCGCACGAGAAAUGAUUCAGGUUUCCAGUGUGAGGAAGAUGUAUGCGAAGAAAGCGGCGGAAGGUUCCGGGGGAGUACACAGCCUGGACGAGGAGGCGAGAGAGGAUGUCGGGGGGAAGGAGACGCCCAGGGCCGACCACAGAGACAUUCAGAAGACACAGAGACGAUCCCUGAGCGACUGGUGUUAUUCUGAGCACCACGAGCCGGCGGUUCUCCUACAGGUCUUACAUGAAGCUCUGGAGGCGUUCCGCUGCAUGGAUUCAUACUAUCACACCCAGGACAACUCUCUGCUCCUCGUCCUGCACAAUCCCAUGGACGCCUUCCAGAGCAAGGAGUCUUGGGACAUGGCUCUUCACUCCAACGUCAGCUUCAGAAACUACCUAGAGCUCGUGGCAGGUUCAAUUUCUCACUGGAUUCAGGAGGAAGAGUCAAAAUAUCAGGAGGAAAAAGCUGAACGAGAACUGGAAGCUCUGAAACGAGCGCAGGCCUCCAGAGACCAUGACUCUGCCCCCAGAGACACCUCCCCCAAUAAGAAGAAGACCCGCAAAUCCGUCUCCCCAAAAAAAUCUAAAAGUCCCAAGGGCAGUGGAUCCCGACCAGGAAGCCGAACAGAAGAAGCCGUCCCGGAACCAAAUCAGAACCAAUUCAUUCGUGAGGGCUCCAUGAAGGCCUGGAAAGAAGAACAGGAUCGUCUGAAGGAAGAAGAACGCCUUAAACAGGAGAAGAAAAAUGCAAAGAACAAUAAGUCUGGAAGUAAGAAGAGGGGAGGAAGCAAAGAGAGACCAAACUCAGAACGUAAACGAUCCCCCACUGCUCAUAAGAAGAACCUCAAGAACGAUGGACCUAAAGAUCCCGAGUCUGAGCCAACUCCUCCAGAUGUUCCAGAGGAACCUUCUAAGAAAGCUUUCAAAUUCAUAGGUUAUGACAUGGGAGACAAUUUGAUCCAGGUCUCGGGGGGCUGUCGCUACCUCUUCCCGACAGAUGGCGGACAGAUUCAGGUGGAACACAUGCAUUUCGAGAAAGGUUCCACUUACAUAAAAGUGAAGAUACUAAAGGACGGACAUCGAUUCCUGGUGCAUAUUGUUAAUCCAAGGAAGAUGCCACUUGGUGGACAGGACGACUUCACCGAGGUGGACCGAGGGCAGCGUGAUGGAGAAACGGCCUCCAAAAACCGAAGCAUCAGCGAGUUUGGGUCAUUUUCGGCCACUCUGCACAGUGGAAUACAGUUGUCUCUGAGUCGUUACGGCUCCUCCGGCCAUGGGCCAGAGGAGAAAGACCCAGAACUGGAGGCCAUGUUGGCGAUCCCGUCCAUCCACACCCCCAGCAUCAUCCCUGCACUGCAACCUCAGCCUCCCCCGUCACCGCCUGGAAAAGGGCGCAAGUCCCCCCGAGGAAAAUCCCCCCGAGCUGCCCGAGUGAAGACGCCUCAGGCCCCAGCAGUGGAGGAGGCCCCCAGGACACCAGAGGUCAAGGUUGAACCAGUUACUCCACCAGUAACUACAGCCACAAAACCAGUGCAAGUCCCUGCAUUUCCAGCCCUGAAUGUCUCCUGCCCAAACGGUCUUCUUCUGACGUUCACAAAGGACGACACAACAGAGCGCUGUAAUAACGGUCAGAUCAGUGAGAGAUUGCUCAUCCGACAAACUUACCCCGUGAGAGUGAGGAACCUCCAGCUCUACAAGCCCAGUCUGACGGCGCAGAGCCCGGAGACGUCUCGAGUCAUCACAGCGGAGGGAUCGGUCAUCAGGUUCCUGCUGGACGGGUCCACACAGAUCCUCCUGCCUGAUGGAACCGUGAUCCAGAGCCCCGAUUCUGGUCCAGUCGUGGAGUCACCCACUAUACCAUUACCAGUGGAAGCAACCGAGACCCCCAGCAACAACUCUCAACCAGCGCCACCUCUCAUAGGUCCAGAGGACCCCAAAGAGUCCGGUCCUGAGAUCAGGAAAGGGAAAGCUGGACAUAAAGCAGUCUCUCCACCAGACAAGGCCGAGGCGGCCGACCUUCCUCCUCCGGACUCUAUACUGGCCCCCCCUGUGGUAAAACCAGGCACAUGGAUCACAACCACCCCAUCCGGAGAACGGAUCGGAACCCAAGGGUCUCAGAGACUGGAUCUGAAGCCUCUGCUGAUCUCCAAAGCCACUGACCCCGUGACCAAAGCGGUGAUGACCACUAGAGAAGAUCAGGUGGUGACGGUCACGCAGACGGAUGGGACGGUGAUCACAGAACACGCAGACGGCACCAGGAUCACCACCUUCUACCAAGACGUGGACAUUCCGCUUCCCGGAGAUCAUGAGGAGACGGGGGAAAUCCCUCAGAGUAUCACAAAAAAAGUGAAGUUUAUCCGUGUAGAGAGGUCGGACUUUGCCACCGCCAUUCUGAACUGCGAAGAGAUGACGUGUUAUGCUAAGUGCGGUGACGGCACAGAGGUUCUGGCCAGACCACAAGGGUCAUAUAAGGUGUUCCCACCAAACUCCGGCUGUCUCUCCAUCAAUCACGAAGGGCGAGCCGUCUAUUCACCAAGGACAGGUUCCAUACAACAGGCCCCCACAAGGCAAGAGGAUCUGCCCCCCGCAACUUACGUCAUGUCUCACACCCAAAAUGUCAUCUCUGAGGUCCUGGAUCCUGAGGGCAAUCUCUUUCAGGUGAUGUUGGAUGGGAGCACGUCCGUGGUCAUUGCCGGUGGGGACACUUGUGAAGAAGAAGAGUCGGAGGAGAAAGACCUGGCUUUAUGGCAGCCUCCAGAGGUCUACGACUUACAUGCCCCCCGGUUUUUCAUGGUCAACGCCGAUGGCUCGGGCAGCGAACUUCUGCGAAAUCGAGAAGUGGAGGAUUUCCUGGCCGCCUGCUACUGCGAUCCGACUAUAGCGGUUAUACGUGAACCGACCCAGGAGGCCCCAGGUGUCCAGAGCAUCACCGUCCUGCAGCCGGUCCCUGACACCUCCCCGUGGACCAUGGAGAAACAUCUAAAGAAUAUUGUGCCCCCCAAUCUCCUCUCCAGGAACUGGGCCACCUUCCCUUCCAUAGAGAGGAAAGCACCAGGACCCCCUCUGGGCAUCGGCAUUUGGAAAGGUCUCAGUAUUGGGACAGAAAGACCCGCGAAGCCUCGGCCCCCAGUCCUGAAAUGCCCCAAUGUGCUGAGGGUUCGUCAGCUCCAUCUCUAUGAACCGGUCGGUCAGGAGAGGAGGGAAAAGAUGGAAGCGUCACUUAAGGGAUACAUCGACAAGGUUAUACAGAAGGAGGAGGAGAAGCGAGAACUGAACACCAAAGAUCCCAGGACGGCGGAGGAGAAGGAAGACGCAGCUGAUCUUCUGCAGCUGGUGCUGUCUCUGACCGACACCCAGGAACCUCCCCCAACCUCCCCCCUGGACCGGAUACAAGCCGACAUCGCCAGUUUGUAUGAGACUGCCGUCUCCGUGCCGCCACCGCCUCCCCCACCCAUGGCCGGACCGCAGCGAAGCGUCCAAGACUGGGACCAGCUCAGACAGGAGAUCCAGGAGCAGAAGGAGCAGCUGGCGGCCAUCAGGGGCCACAACGUACCCCCAUAUUUCCAGUCCGAGCUUGGCUUAGGAUUCCUGCAGAAACAGGCUCCAGAUUUGGAUCUUCUCUCUCAGCAGCUGCCACCGUUCUCUAGACCCCCAGAGGAGGAUGAUGAGGGGACAGACGAAGAGCUGACGGUCAGCAUUGAGGAUCAGGAGUCAGGCUGCAGUGUAGACAGCGACACGACGCCCGCUCACUCCGCCGUCUCUGGAGGGUCACCGCCGCGCUCAGUGGAGGAGGACCUUCCGAAGACGCACGUGGCCCCAGCUCGGAGGUAUCAGCCGCUGAGUCACAGCCUGGACGUAGACGUCACUGGACAGCCCCGGAGAGACAGGGUGAAGCUGCCCACAUGCAUCCUCAGCGGGAAGCCGGCCAGUGUGCCCAACACCAAGUUCCCUGCGGUGGAAGAUCCCAUGAGAUGCGGCAUGAGGCCGGCGCCCAUCUCCGCUCCAGCCCAUGGCAGAGGGAAGCACAUGCCCCGCGGAUUCCACCUGACCCCCUCCGUGGUGCAGUUCGGGGUCCUCAGAGAAGGCUACACGUACUCCACCAGCGUCACCAUGAAGAACAUCGGAGUGGACUUCUGCAGGUUCCGUGUGAAGCAGCCGCCGCCCGGCACCGGUCUGAGGGUCACCUACACCCCCGGCCCGGUGGCCGCAGGGAUGCAGACCCGGCUGGACGUGGAGCUCUUUGCAAUGGCCGUGGGCUUGGAGGGGCCGGAGGGGGCUGCCGACUGUUCCCACUGCAUCGAGGUCCAGAACGAGGUGGAGACGCUGUACCUCCCCGUGACUGCAACCAUCCUAACAGAGGACGUUUAUGAGAGUGGGACGCCCCACAGACUGGGGCCUGGGGUCAGACUGGUCAGCACAUCCCUCCACUCCAGACUGGAGCUCCUGAGACCUCGGAGGGCCACAGACGCAGACCUCAGACGGCUGAUUAGCUCCUGAAAUCUAUUUUCUUAAUGUAAUAAGUCAAAAUAAAAUUUCUAAAUUAUUA
Bufo gargarizans (Asiatic toad) is the source of this 6295-nucleotide messenger RNA. It is a transcript of the gene SPAG17, whose product is annotated as sperm associated antigen 17. Gene Ontology annotation, biological process: epithelial cilium movement involved in extracellular fluid movement; axonemal central apparatus assembly. Lineage: Eukaryota; Metazoa; Chordata; Amphibia; Anura; Bufonidae. Gene Ontology annotation, cellular component: axonemal central apparatus. The record is from RefSeq and is a predicted model, not a curated record. The transcript has 45 exons. The coding region runs from base 1 to 6246 and encodes 2081 amino acids.